Molecule: messenger RNA, 1821 nt
Organism: Aspergillus candidus
Lineage: Eukaryota; Fungi; Ascomycota; Eurotiomycetes; Eurotiales; Aspergillaceae
Product: Tom37 C-terminal domain-containing protein
Exons: 3
Coding region: 356-1657 (433 amino acids)
Biological process (GO): mitochondrion organization
Cellular component (GO): SAM complex
Source: RefSeq, a predicted model, not a curated record
AGUCGGAUGUAGACGGCAUCCACUUCGGCAUCUGGGGGGUGAGACAUUUUGUAUUAUCUCCUAUGCAAGGCAUUGAAACGACGUGGAUGGGGCGCCUGUUCUGUUGCAUUGCAGCUGUUUGUUCAAGUAGAUACCCAAUUCAUCACGGAGGAUCAGGGUUGUAACUCCGAGAGUAUCAAGUUUCUGGAUAAAUUGCUUGCCCGCGUGGGGAAGGAUGAGGCAGCGGCGGGAUGCUGCCUCAGGCUUCCUCAGGCACCCGACACUUCCCGCUGCACCCCUCCACGUGAUCCUCCACCACAACACCACCAUAUCGCAUCGUCACUCCCUCCGCCUACCCCCCAAAGUCUAAAGCAUCAUGGUCCUCGAACUACACGUCUGGGGCCCGGCCUUUUCCCUGCCGUCAAUUGACCCGCAAUGUCUCGCUGCCAUCGCCUACUUCUCCCUAGCCGUCCCCAAGGACGCCUGGGUGCUGGUCGCCAGCAGUGAUCCUUCCGUCUCGCCGACUAAUGAAUUACCCGCGCUGAAGAACGGCCCGACUUGGGUCAGCCAAUUCCGCAAUAUUGUGGACUACCUCCGGCAGUACUCGGACGGCGCAUGGGACCUGGACUCAAACCUGAACGCGCUGGAGACGGCCGAUAACACGGCAUUCUCCUCGUUUCUUGAAUCCCGCGCCCAACCCCUCAUCGACCUCUCCCUCUACGUAUCCAGUCAGAACUACUGGCAGUGCACCUCCCCCGCCUACGGCGAUCUUCUCCAAUGGCCCAACCAGUGGCUGCUCCCCCCACGCAUCCACUCCGCCGCAAAGGCCCGCACCGCCCACCUGGGCCUCUCCGCUCUGGACCUGGACGCCAUGGAGGAUCAGCGCAAACGUGACCACUCGGCCGCCGUCGCGGCGGGGAAGAUCCCCGCAAACUUUAUCCAGCGUCCGCGUGAUACCGUCUCGAAGCUGCUGGGCCGCACGUCGCACCAGAGCCAGUUCCGGCUCGAGGCGCUAACAGGCGAGCUGUUUGAGCCCCUGGAGGCCAUGCUGGGUGGGAAGGACUACCUCUUGACAGGUGACCGGCCCACCAGCUUGGAUUGCUUGGCCACGGGAUACCUGGCGCUGGCGCUGGUGCCGGAGCUAACAUUCCCCUGGCUGCGCGACGCCAUGAAGAGCAAGGCCCAUGGCCUGACAGCGUAUACCCAGCGCAUGCGCCACAAGUGCUACGGUACGGCGGCGGUCAAGGUCGCCGACGCGUACCCGUCUCUGUCGCCGUCGCCGUCGCCGUCGCACCUACCGUGGCAGACUCCCGAGCGCGCCCGUUUAGCAACCGUGGGCUACACCCUUCUCAACUCUCUCGCCGACAACACCCCCAUCCUGAGCUCCAUCCGCGCGCAGAACCGGCUGCGCCAGGCCGUCGAGUCGUCCAAGGCCGACCUGUCUGACGUGGAGCGCGAAGCUUUAUCCAAGCAUGCUACGGGAAUGAAGAAGGACGUGCUAGUAUCGGUGGCGGCUGCCGUCGGUGGCGUGGCAGCGCUACUCGGAUACAUGGUGCAGACGGGGUUCUUCUCGUCCGAGGGCGAGGAGGAGUACAUGGAAGAAGAAGAGUAUGAGGAGGAACCGCUUGAGAUUGAGGUGGGGGAGGCGCCGGACGCGUUUGGGGUGAUGGGAUUGUAAAAGAUGGAUUUGGAUGUAUAACAUGUACUCUGUAUGCCUAUUGUUGUUUUUGAAGCCGGGUAUGGGGGUUAUGGGUUAUUGCGGGGCGAUACACUCCUAGUCUUGUUGAUGUCGAAGCCUCUAGGCUGUUGAUCUGUAUUCACUGCACGUGGUUUGCGUAGUAC